ACCUGAAAUUGAAAUACUGGAGAAGUCGAAGGGGAUGCCAGAAGACGUCCAUGGUAUUCUACCAAAGUCAAGCUCACUGUACAAGUUGUGGCCGUUUAUGGACGAGGCUGGCGUGAUGCGAAAAAGAAGUCGACUUGCGACCGCUGACUGGCUGCCAUUUCAUACUAAGUAUCCGGUCAUUCUACCUCGACAACAUCAGGUCACUUUUCUUCUCGUGGACUUCUUCCACCGUCGGUUUUGUCACCAAAAUCGUGAAACAAUUGUUAAUGAGAUGCGGCAGUUCUACGAGAUCCCGAGGCUUCGUUCGGUUGUGUGCAAGGUAAUAGAAAAUUGUAUGGCUUGUCGAAUCCGUCGGGCAAUUCCCAACGCGCCUCCAAUGGCACCGUUGCCAAAGGUUCGUGUAACUCCAUAUGUGCGACCAUUCACAUUUGUCGGAGUUGACUACUUCGGCCCGGUACUGGUGAAAAUAGGAAGAAGCAACGCUAAACGGUGGAUAGCUUUAUUCACUUGCUUAACAGUUCGAGCUGUGCAUUUGGAGAUCGUAUACAGUUUGUCCAAAGAAUCAUGCGUAAUGGCUGUAAGGAGGUUUGUGUCCCGGCGAGGAGCACCAGCUGAAAUAUUUAGCGAUAAUGGCACUAAUUUUGUCGGUGCCAACAAUCAGUUGAAACAAGAGAUCGGAGAAUUGCAUCAACACCUGGCCUCAACUUUCACAAACACCAGAACCCGUUGGUCGUUUAACCCUCCCGGUGCUCCUCAUAUGGGCGGGGCAUGGGAAAGGAUGGUUCGUUCAGUGAAGGUAGCAAUCGGUGGAAUACUGGAAGCGCAGCGACGUCCGGAUGAUGAGGUUUUGGAGACAGUUGUGAUAGAGGCGGAGGCAAUGAUCAACUCGCGUCCGCUGACUUACAUACCGUUAGAAUCGGCGGAUCAGGAGUCUCUAACGCCAAACCAUUUCAUACUAGGCAGCUCAAAUGGAGUGAAGCAGAUGCCAGUAUUACCGACAGAUUAUCAAUCGUCGUUGAGAAACGGAUGGAAGCUUGCACAGCAUUUAUCGGAUAGUGUAUGGAGAAGAUGGAUCAAGGAAUAUUUGCCGGUGAUAUCCAGAAGGUCAAAAUGGUUCGAGGAAGUGAAGGAAGUGGCUGAAGGGGAUUUAGUGUUGAUCGUUGACGGUAAGAUACGUAACCAGUGGAUAAGAGGAAAGGUAGAGAAGGUGGUACAAGGAAAGGAUGGAAGAGUACGACAAGCCUGGGUACGGACGGCGAGCGGAAUUCUGAGGAGACCAGCGGUGAAGUUGGCGUUACUCGACGUCGUAAAAGGAGAGAAACCAGAAGUUGACCACGAUGGUUUACGGGUGGGGGGAUGUGACGGCGAUUAUCACCAUACCCAUCUCGAUAUAAGAAAAGAACCAUAGGGCAUAUACGAAUAGCUACCGACAGGCCGAGAAAUGUCAUGGGAAGUUCAUGUCACUGUAAUGUCAUGUAUCGAUAUCAUCAAAAGUGCAAGUAAUACGGUAGCUCAAUCAGUAAAAGCUAAUUAUCUACAAUUAAUCCUAAAUCUAAAACUAAAUAUUGAAUAAGUAAGAGAAUUUGUGGAAUAAAUAAAGCUUAUAUUAUCUACCUACUUAAUCUCGAGCUUAAUCUAAAGUUGAUAAAACUAAGGGAAAUUAGAAAGGAGAAGACUGAUAAAAUUCUAAAGCUGUUCCCAUCCAACCUCGAAUUUCGUGGGACGCUAAAAGAAAUCAUCUUCAUAACA
Molecule: messenger RNA, 1749 nt
Organism: Armigeres subalbatus
Lineage: Eukaryota; Metazoa; Arthropoda; Insecta; Diptera; Culicidae
Exons: 3
Coding region: 35-1408 (457 amino acids)
Biological process (GO): DNA integration
Molecular function (GO): nucleic acid binding
Source: RefSeq, a predicted model, not a curated record